AUGGUCGGUGUAAGUCAAGCGCAGGUGUGUAGAGAGAGACGCGGCAGUCCGUACAUCAAAUCAUUUGCUCUCCUCAUGCAGACAUGUCGGUAUAUCCGUCUGCUUUUGGCGCUGCUUCCGUCAGCGUCCCCUGCUGCCUGUUGGCCGGUGGACUUUGGUCGCCUAUCGUCGGUCAUUAAGCGCUUUGGCGGCGAUAAUGGAGCUGUUGUGGACAUUUACUCGGAUGCUAGAUGCAUCAGCUAUCCGCAGGAGGACCAGAAAUCGUCGCUAGUCACACUCGUUUGUAACGUCGCCGAGAACACUCCGGUGAAGUUGACGUUUUCGAGCUCAAACUAUGGGCAAGAUGGGCCUUCACGUGAUAAGGAAUGGAGUAUUGACGUCUACAAAAUUGAAAAGGGCGAAAAGAAUGCAGUAAAAAGUGUAUCUGCUGACCCCGGAGACGUAAUACAACUCAGCAUUUGCAUGACUCUAUUUUCAAAAGGGCAUUCCGAUGAAGCCAAAAACGAGAAUGAAGUAUGCAAAGACAUUACUAUCCAUUUAUUUCGCGCUGAAGUCAUGCCCCAAAGUGACUUGUAUUACAAACUUGUCUCAUUUAUUAAAGGUCUAACAAAUGGGCUCAUUAGUGCUAAUAAAACUAGUGGAAUAGACAAAGCUAGUCCAGAGAGUAAAAAGUUCACAAAUGCAGUACGGAAAGGAUCUGGAAGUUCCAGAAUUUACAAUCUCAGUGUGGGAGGGAAUGGAGAGUUGAUGGCUCCGUUUGAUCCACAUUCCUCCUCAAUUUCAGUAAAGGUAAAGGAUUCAACAAAAAAAGGCGAUCCAAUUUUUCUAAAUGUAGACGCUAAUUCAACGGGAAAUGAGGAUAUAGAGUAUGAAUUAGAUGGUAAAAAGCUCGGUCAUGCUCCAUUUAGAGCUACCAUAGAUUUAGAAGGAGAAUAUACUCAUCACCUGCUUACCUCAUUCAAUUCCAGAUCCGGAAAACGCAGUUUUAUGCUCAUAAAGGUUUUUGCGGAAUCUUUUAAGGAGCUUGUAAUUCUAUCCUCUGAUGACAAGGUCCUAUUCUCUAAACCAGUGACACAAGAGACAGAAAAUGAGCCAAGUAUAAAUUUGACUAGUGUAAAGAUAUGUACCGAUCAUAAUGAUUUUCUUGUACAUACGCACUCAAAAGAGUCGUUUGGAACGGUUAACAUUGAAGUUUGUCGGGGAAAUGUCUGUGUAAACGGAUGGAAAAUCAAGUGCAAAAGGUAUAAGGUUAUAGCUGGAAAUGCAAGAAUAAAUGUGGCAUAUUCUGGCGAAAAGUACAAGGUAAAACUUUUGCAAGGUGACUUGAAGUCUUUUAAAAUAUGGGAUAUUGGAAUGAUGGUGAAUAUGCUACUCUUGGGUCUUCUCAGGGUUAAUCUGGUCUACACAUUUCUUAUCACUGGACCAAUUGGACCGCUGAGUGCCAUGAUCACUCUCACCAUUUUUGAACUGAUGAAUAGAAGGAAAUCCGGAGAAGCUCAUUGGGACUUUCUGGAAUGGUGGACUAUGGAUUACUUUCAGAUUCUGGUGGAUUCAUCCGCGGGCAAAGUUUUUCAUUCCUCAUUGACGGUAGUUGACUUUUUUCUAUCCUCCAUCACCGUUAUUUUAUUAACAUUGGUAUAUGCAAUUUUACUCCUGGUCAUUAUCGCUACCAGGUACAUGCUAUUGAUGAAAGUCAGUUGUUACAACCCAUUCGUACGUUUUACAAAUUUUGUGGAAACUACUCUUGACAAUUUUAUGGACUAUAUAGAUACAUACAUGAUGGAUAACAUUGAAUUUAUCGCUAUAUAUAUUUUUGUAACGAUUAUAAUACAAGCUAUUGAUGUAUUUGUGGAUAUAGAAAAGAUUUACAUUAUGGGAUAUUCUUCCUCUCCAACGACAUUCUGUAUAGCUAUUAUACUCAUUAAAGUGUUACCGAUGAUUACCAUACUUGCUUUAAGAUAUACCAAUACUUUGUUGAAGAAUAAAGGCACUUAUUCUCCAUUAGGUAGCACUUACUAUAUUUUGCAAAAUGGAGGGAACGAAGAUAGUUUGAGCAAGGCCAGCAGCGUUUACAACAAUGGAAAUAUACUUGCAUUAGACGAAGGUUAUUUUGUUGAGUAUGAAAACAUAAAAGUGACUGGAGAAUGCGCUAACCUUUCCAGAAUGAACCAUAGGCAGCGCAUAAGGAUCAAGAAUAUCUACUCCAACAAAAUGGCUGAAAGUGGCAGAACUUUUGAUAAUUUGUGGUUCUAUUCUAAGAGAAUUGUCAUAAAGUAUCUUGAAUAUGGAAUGAAAGCAUCUAGAUCCAUCGCAAAACUCUCUACCCUCGAGCUAAAACAAGCAUCCCUUAUGGAAGAUAAUCUGGAAGUAUUCGUACCUUACAGUCGAGAAAAACACGAUAACCUUAAAAUAAUCACCGGGAAGAUUGAUAAGAAGGAGAAAAGGAUGGCUGUAAAUCUCACGAUUAUUGAACAUGCAGUGCUACUUUUCACUGUUGUCUUAUCGCAUAAUGGUCCUAAUUUCUCAUUGUACACCAUGUUGAUUUAUGCAUCCUCAUUUUUAAUGUGGAUUAUAGUGGCAAUUAAAGCCCAAAAUAAAACUGAUUAUAAGAGUUACGGAAGAUUGUUGAAUGGAUGUACUAGUGGGAGAAUUCAAGUUGGACUUUUUGCCAGAUUUACGGUAAUUUUAGCCGCAAAACGAUUAAUCUCAGCAAUUGCAUUUAUCAUGUCCAGUAUUUAUAUGCGGUAUUGGAUAAAGAGAAUGGUGGUUUUGAUUAUGGUUCAUAAAAUUGUAAAUUCAUCAUUUCUUUAUUCCCUUUUCCUAUGUAUGUACGGCUGGAUGAAGAGCCUUUUUAAAGCCAUCGGUUUGAUUUUUCUGGAGAUUUUUGCAUUUUUCAAAUUCUUUGGGGUGAAAAUACGUAUCUGGUAUGACAGCCAUAUUGGUAAGACUAUGAAUGCGUUACCCUGCAAAAUUAUAAGGUUAUACGCAUUUGAUGCUAAUGGGCUCAAAUAUGAGGUGGAUAUGAAAUUUUUAGACAAACGAAUAUACAUUUUUGGCUCUAGUAUAAAGUACAGAGACUGUAGAGAAGCCGCUUUACACGUUUACCCAGAAUCAAGACUAUCAUCGGAAGACGUUUGCGGGUAUAAUUACAUGAUAGUUGCAACUGUUAUUCUGAGGAGGAACUUUUGCAGGGAUAUUCAUCUCCCACUCUUUCUGUCAGUGCCAUCUCUGGAGAGUGUAACCGCGCACAACAAUGACGACCUCUACAGUGUGACUAUUGAUAGCAAGGAGAACAAGUUAUGUUUCACUGGACCAUUUAUAGUGGCUAACAAGAGGUACAUUGUUACACGGUGGAAGGUAGGUGGCAACAAUUUAUCAAAAGGGAUUAAAAUAACUACAUCUGCACUCUGCACUUCUGUCGGAGAGCUCACAUUUUUCAUGGAAAAGCCGGCCGAUUUUAGCAAGUUGAUAAUAGUAAAAAGAGAUGAUGAGAAGAAAAUAUUGAGAUAUCCUCCACGCACAUUUGUGGAUUUUGAUGAAUGUAGCAAGUUGGUAACAGUUUAUCAUAGUGACCUCAAGGUUGGAGUCAACUAUAGCGUUGAAUACACCACUAUUUCCCAGGGCGAUCAGGAUUUUAAGAGUGAUGUAAUCGCAGAAAAGCCAUGGGAAUUGCAUGUUCCAGCUGGAUCAAAGGGUUUCUCCCCCUUUUACAACUACAAGGUUACAAGGGAUGACGGAGUAUCACGUUCAAUUAGGCUUGUAGAUGAGGUGUCAGAACAUUAUAAAUUCGGCUUUACAUUUUCAAGGAUUAUUUUGGAUGGGAAAAUUGAUUUCAUCGAUCCAACUCACGGGGUUUGUUCUUUUGAGGAUGGGACGUUUAUGAUUGAGCUGGAUGAGGCCAGUGCUUCCAUUAAAAUGCCCAUGAAACCUGCCAUCUAUAUAAAGGAUGAAUCUUGUGCAGAAAUACUAGAAAGUGGGAGCAUAGAAUUGGUGGAUUCCUAUACCGAUAUUACAGGCACUACGAGCAAGAGCUCCUCCAUGGAUUACGUAAGAGCGUCUGGCGAAAGGAAAAUAUUCGAAAUAGAGACAAGUCUGAGUAAAUUCCUUUUAACAAAUGGGAAUCAUUCUAUGCUGCCCAUUACAGUCCUUUCAAGGCUAAAAUGCAAAGCAACUGGUGAUGAGUAUUUUAGAGUAAUUCCACAUUACAACUACUUUGCAAGGGUCAUAAAGACCAGAAUAAUCAAGCUAGAGUGUAUGUAUGCCAAUCUUGGAGAUGGUUCUGAUAUUGAUGCAUAUUUGGCCUAUUUCAUGAGUGAAGAGGAGAAGAUGGCCAUAAUGGAUAGUUUACCCCGUUCGGACAUAGUCGAGAUACUUGGCGUCAUGAUACGUUUUUGUCUAUCGCAUUUGAGUAGUGUUGUCGAAAUUUUGAAAAACUUUGAUGAAGUCUCCAGAUCUGAGGAGAUGAGGAAGUUGGUUAAAGAGAUGGAUAGAGUAGCAACCGUAGAACCUGUGCAUGCCACACUAGAGCAUAUCAAGAGGUUGAUUGCUAGCGAUUACGAGGGUAAUGAUGUUUACAAGGACCAUAUAGACCACAUAGUAGUCCAUAAAGAGAGUAUAAGGCCCGUGAUACACAUAAAAAGCCAAGUUUCCGAGUGGAUGGCAAGGUCGUCCCACCUUUUACUGCAAACGUUUGACAAGGAAGCCUCUGCCAGCUUUCUAGAACAGGUUCUGUCCGAUGAAUUAUUUUGGGGUAUUUCAUGUGAAUCUCUUGCAUGCAAGGACUCCAGAAAUGAUGUGAAAAAUAGAAAGGCAAGACACCAAGACAUACGAGAGAUUAUUCUGGGCGGGCCGUCCUCGGCUCAGGACCCGCUAGAAGGCAAGCAUACAUUUGGCUUCAUGCGAUUCGAGGGCAAAGACGGCGAUUUAUGGGUGCCGUGCGUGAUUUACCUCUCAAUUUCAGUCCUGCAAAUGAGGCUAACCAGCAGGGUAUACAUCGCACAACUGACACAUCUAGCAGGGGAUUUUGGUAGUAGACACAUUGAGGGGAACAUUCAAGUCAAGAUAAAGGCGAUAAAGUCUCGAGUUGCAGGGCAGCCGGUUCAGGUCCUCCUCUCACAUGAGCGGGUCGUAGCACCGCUUCUGACCGCGUUCGAGCUCCAGGACCCCUCCCAUUCGGAAGAGCACUGGCUAACUGAUCUCAAAAGGCUGGAAAUACGCCCAAAGCGCCAGGAGGGACGUAGAUGCGGCCGCUCCGCCUACACACCAAGCGAUCCCCUCGAAUUCCGACACGGAGCGACCUAG
Molecule: messenger RNA, 5301 nt
Organism: Theileria equi strain WA
Lineage: Eukaryota; Apicomplexa; Aconoidasida; Piroplasmida; Theileriidae
Exons: 1
Coding region: 1-5301 (1766 amino acids)
Source: RefSeq, a predicted model, not a curated record